AUGGCUCCAUCUUCCUUUCGGGCAAAAGGAUGGGAUCCACUCUUAAUUAUUGCUCAGAUCGUUUCACUACAGUCAGUCUACUAUAUCACCAUCAGCAUUCUCCUCCUCCUCGCUUUGGCAUUGACCGGUGAUGAGCUCUCCCUCGAUGCGAUACUCAACGACAAUGAAAUACGAACGGAUACUGUAUUCGGGUGGACAUUGGCACUUGUAUGGGUAGUAAAUGCUGCUAUUAGCAUACCUGUGAUCGUGUUUCUUAUUCAACGAGCCAAGCUUGUUCUCGACUUUGUUGCGACAUUGCAUGGAAUUCAUAUGGUGCUUAUUUGGUCACAUACGGGUCAUUUUCCCACUUGUGGAGCAUGGUGGGUGUUACAAGUUGUGAGCAUUAUUGGCAUGACACUUGGCGGUGAAUGGGCUUGUAUGCAACGCGAAAUGGAACCUAUCCUCGUAACCAGUGGCAACAAAAACAAAGCGACUCGAAACCGCGACUCUGACAACAAUCAACAGCAGCAGCAACAAGCACCCUCUUCUUCAUCAACAACAGCAGGAGCAGCAGGAGCAUCAUCGUCAUCGUCAUCGAAUAUGAUUGAGACUGAACAGGAGGAUUGGGUCCAUCUCAGCAGCAGCAGCAAGAAAAAGAGGAAAACAUCCGAUGUAUCAUCAGCUAUUUCAGACGAUGAGCAACAAGAACAAGAACAGCAAGCACCCUUUACACGUGUUGUGGGGAAGGCAAGGCAAGCAUUAGUAAAAGGUGCACAGCGUGCAACAUCAGGGAGCAAAGGCAAACUCUAUGAUAUCAUCCCCAUGAAGGACGUCGAUGGCUCAUCCUCUUAG
Molecule: messenger RNA, 831 nt
Organism: Lichtheimia ornata
Lineage: Eukaryota; Fungi; Mucoromycota; Mucoromycetes; Mucorales; Lichtheimiaceae
Exons: 2
Coding region: 1-831 (276 amino acids)
Biological process (GO): Golgi to endosome transport; protein localization to Golgi apparatus; Golgi to plasma membrane protein transport
Cellular component (GO): Golgi membrane; trans-Golgi network
Source: RefSeq, a predicted model, not a curated record